This is a messenger RNA of Melampsora larici-populina 98AG31, 1707 nucleotides long. RefSeq lists its product as uncharacterized. The record is from RefSeq and is a predicted model, not a curated record. NCBI's taxonomy places the organism in Eukaryota, Fungi, Basidiomycota, Pucciniomycetes, Pucciniales, Melampsoraceae. The coding region runs from base 1 to 1707 and encodes 568 amino acids. The transcript has 5 exons.
AUGAAGAUUUACAGAUGGCAGAAGGAUAUUGGGUACGAUGGACCUGUUGCAGUGGGAACCGACGAAACCGUGUGUGUUAAAGCCCUUCGUGUUAGUGGAGAGUUUGUAGUAGGUUCUCAAGGAGGAGAUGUUCGCUUUGAGUCCAUGCAAGACCUUACAGCUAAAGUUAAAGACUUGAUCGAGCACAAAAAACUGUGCUCAAAAAUUCGGGCAUAUACUGUUCAGGUACCACUACCUGGUGUUCCGACUUAUGUUGUGGCCCUCUUACCUAGUAACCAGAACGAAACCGCUGAGGAUGUCUGUAUACAGCACGAGUCGUUCCUUAAUCUCGCGCAAGACGCCGGUCUUAAAGUUCUAUCACUUGGCUCGGAUGGUGCGGCCACUGAGAUGUUGGCACAACUAUUACUAACCUCUAAAGCAAUCAACUAUAUUGAAUUUUCUCGACCUCAAGCAGGUAUCCACAUCAAAAUACCGCUGUUUGGAUCCAAUCCAACACCUCUGGUGAUUGUGCAAGACCCAAAACAUGCACGCAAGACAGGAGCUAAUCAACUGCUAUCUGGAGCUCGACUUCUUGCGUUUGGUAAAUACUACAUAAACAUAGGUCACAUGGUAUUGUUGAUGCAGGACGAAAAUAGUUCCCUUUAUCAAAAGGAUGUAUUUAACAUUGACAGGCAAGAUGACGGACGAGCCUAUCGAUCCCUCAACAAUGAUACACUUGAACUUGCUUUGCAACAUCCGGAAUGUACUGGACUCGCUGUGUACUUGUUUAUCAUAGGUGAAUUGGUUGACGCAUGGCUCAGCAACUCUGCUUCACAUGAAGAACGUAUCCUAUCGUCACAUACAGCCGAUGUAUUUCUAAAGCGUUGGAAAGCCUUUCUCAAAGAACAGUACGACGACACAGACGGGCUCAUGUCAUUAGAUCGAAAUGGUAUUUCUCACCCGGCUUGGAAAAUAUUUAGCCAACUUGCUUCCUCGCUUGUUGCUUUGAUCAUCUCGCAUCGCGAGCACUUCCCAGAUGCGCCCUUCGUACCUUGGAAGCAUGGAACUGAGGCGUGUGAACACAUCUUUGGUUGGAUGCGGGUGAUUUUGCCCAAAUUCACAAUGCUUGAUGCACGACAAAUGAUGCCCAAGAUAUUCACAAUCAUCAGACGCAUCAUGUUGAAGAGAAUCAAGAUGCCCAAAUCUGAACACAUUCACGCAGGCUACAACCUUUCCUUCUCGGACGAACCAGCUUCGCUUGAACAGGCGAAGCUUCUCAAGAUAUUUCCUUCCGACCAGAGGAUUCAUAGUAUCAUGGCUUUAGCAGAGAAGCGUGCCCAGACCUUGAUUGAAUUCACUGGCAUGCAGGUGGUUUCGCGUGCUAAACCUACCCCCUCGGAUCAUCAACACAACCCUGAUGAAUCACACAUUGAUGAAGAUCACAGUGUUUCGGUUGGAAUUACAAAACGCUACGAUAUAGUUUAUCAAGAAGAUGAAAACGAUCCACAACUUGGAGCGAGCUUACACGCAGCUGCUAGUAUCACUCAAGAACGUCACAAUCUUGACUGUGACCUCGAUUCUCUGGAUGAUGUCACUAUUGAAUCAGUUGAGCUGAACGCAAAUCGAAUGUCAAUUUCAAGUCUAUUGAACCCUAAAGCUGACACGCAAGUAUUCCAGAGCCUCAUGUUGAUCGAUCUCCGCAGGACUCAGCCGCAGAGUUGGAUUUAG